This is a messenger RNA of Mytilinidion resinicola, 645 nucleotides long. RefSeq lists its product as uncharacterized. NCBI's taxonomy places the organism in Eukaryota, Fungi, Ascomycota, Dothideomycetes, Mytilinidiales, Mytilinidiaceae. The transcript is spliced from 2 exons. Gene Ontology annotation, biological process: attachment of spindle microtubules to kinetochore. The record is from RefSeq and is a predicted model, not a curated record. Gene Ontology annotation, cellular component: DASH complex. Bases 81 to 401 code for a protein of 106 amino acids.
CACCUCUGCUCUCAACGACACGGAAGGCUGCCAACACCACGUGAACUACUUUCAAGGAUAAAGACUGGUACUACGUCACAAUGUCCAACAUCCCGCGCGCCGGCCAGCCCUCCACCUCCCGCCUCAGCACUCUCCCCUCGCAGAAGCCCCGCCAGCUCUCCCACCUCCACGCGCAACUCGCACAGCUGACGGCGAACGUGUCGGACCUCGAGAACCUGCUGCGGAUGACAGCGGUACAGGCGGAGAGUAUGCGCGGGCUGGGGGGGUAUAUGGGUGGAAUGUUCAUGGCCGCAAGCAAAGUCCUGGGCGAAGAAACCGUGCGCGGAGGAGGGAGCGGAGCGGGCGGCACGAGCGGGAGUAUGGAGGAGCGGAGCAGGAAGGAGGGGAGUCAGGGCGUCUGAAGGCAUGGACACGCGCAAUGGCAUGGGGAUGGGAGUCGGUAUGCGGUUCGAUGAAGAAGAAGCACCUGCGACGGGCCGAACCGCUGCAUGUUGGUUCACAGGCCUCGGGAUGAAUUCGUCAUUCGGAGCCCAGAUGACAUUAUUCCAUUAUGGGAGAACAAAGUUCUGAAAGUGUCCAAGAACGCUUAGCUUGAGAGAUGGCGGAAGACGGCUAUGGUGCUAGCAGUACAGAGAUGGCGCGUGU